GGCGCGCUGGUCACACUGGCACUUUUCCUCGGUGAUGCUCAUGUCCUUUGGGGGGUGGUUUUAGUGCCAGUGUGGACACACCCUGAGUCUGCCGGGGACAGGGCCUAGUUCUGAUCCUGCUGCCGGGGCUCCUCCUCCCACGCUGCCCCCGCUCCCCGACUCUCUCUGCCCGGAUUGGCUUGGGGCUGGCAGCUGCGGGCGCAGAGCUGAGCAGAGACAGACAAAGGGAGAAGUUGGCAGAGGGGUGUGGGCUGCGGAGGAAGUGAAAGCGCAUUGGGAUCCUGGGCCCCUCGUCCCACUGCCCUGACGCCCACCAGAGCCCGGAUCUCCCUUUUCCUGCCAGGAUGCUGCCCCCUCUGCUGCUCCUCCCCUGGGCAUGGGGGGCCCUGGCCGCUUCCCCUCCUGUCCCGCUAGCGUCUGUCAGCCUCCGGGUGCUCCACAUCGAAGUCUUCCACAAUGCCAGCUCCACGGACAUGGCGGGGAGGGCCCUGCUGGGCGACCUGGAGACCAACUCCCUGGCCUGCAGCACCUGCAAGAUCCGCUUCCUGCAGCCCUGGGUCGAGCGGAGCCUGACCCCGAAGGAGUGGCAGGACCUGGAGCUGCUGAUCCAUCGCUCCCUGUUCAGUUUCAACCGGACUGUGCACAGGAUAGUUCAGCAGCAGGGAAUGGGCUAUCCCUUUGUUACCCAGGGCUCCCUCGGCUGCGAGCUCCAUCCCAACGGCACCUCGAGGGGAUUCUAUGAUGGCGGAUUGAACGGCGAGAAAUUCAUCAGCUUCGACAUGGAGGCAGGCAAAUGGGUCGCUCGCCGGCAGGACAAACUGACGAUCUAUAUCCUGGACCUUCUCAACCUGGAUAAGGUUGCAACCAUCGCGCUUCAGUUUCUCCUGAGAAUAACGUGUGUCAAUACGCUCAAGAGCUCUGUCCAGCAUGGGAAAGAGUCUCUGGCGAGGCAAGAGAAGCCGGUCGCCGUGGUGUUUGCCCGAGCACCUCCCACAGCCGGGACCCCCGCGCCGGUACUGCUGGUUUGCCGGGUCACCGGUUUCUACCCCCGGCCCGUCCGCGUGGCCUGGCUGCAGGACGGGGAGGAGGUGGCACCGGGCGGGCGGCUGAACUCCAGCGGGAUCCUGCCCAACGCGGACCUGACCUACCAGCUGCGCAGCUCCCUGGCCGUGGAGCCGGGCGCCGGGCACAGCUACGCCUGCCGGGUGCAGCACAGCAGCCUGGGGGGCCAGAGCCUGCUGAUCCCCUGGGGGGCUGUCAGGACGUUAGACCAGGGGAGCCCAGGCCCUGAGGGGGCAGCGCCGGCCCGGACAUGGGGAUCGGCCCCUCCCUGGGGACAUGGACCUUGGGGCUGGAUCAAAGUGCUGUGGGAUCGGGGCCCGGGGUGUGGGGUGGGACUCUCCUCCCUCUGGGACGUUCAGGGGGCGUUGGACACUUGGGGCGCUGUGGGAUUGCUGGGAUCCAGGUCUCGUUACAGAGCUUCCAAUCUGCUGUGUGGGGGCAUCGCACUGGUGGGAGGGGGUGUGACAUUAUCAGUAUAAAAUAAUAUCCCAGUGAAAGGUGACAGGGCCAGAAAGCGUUAAUUAACUCACAGACUGACCUGACCCAUGGCUGAACCUUGAGAACUGGUUAGGAAGAUCUGCAAAUGAACAGAGCUUUGAAAUGCAGCCGGCAUUGCUAGAGGUAGAAGGGGAGAUGUUUGCUCAGGUCUUGGGAUGUCAGCAAACAAGUCUUGUCUAUUGCUAGAGCGUCAAUUCAAAGAUCAAAACAGGAAUAUUAACAUUUAAGAUGAUACUUGAGUGAAAUAGUGUUAUUGUCUGUGUCUCUUUGAAGGUUGUGAUAACCUGUGUCUAAACUGUUUCAUGGAUAAAUUACCCUGUGCUAAUUGCCAGGACGUUUGGGAGAAGGA
Gopherus flavomarginatus (Mexican gopher tortoise) is the source of this 1909-nucleotide messenger RNA. RefSeq names its product antigen-presenting glycoprotein CD1d-like. Gene Ontology annotation, cellular component: external side of plasma membrane. The transcript has 5 exons. The record is from RefSeq and is a predicted model, not a curated record. Gene Ontology annotation, biological process: antigen processing and presentation, endogenous lipid antigen via MHC class Ib; positive regulation of T cell mediated cytotoxicity; antigen processing and presentation, exogenous lipid antigen via MHC class Ib. Gene Ontology annotation, molecular function: lipopeptide binding; endogenous lipid antigen binding; exogenous lipid antigen binding. The coding region runs from base 345 to 1541 and encodes 398 amino acids. NCBI's taxonomy places the organism in Eukaryota, Metazoa, Chordata, Testudines, Testudinidae.